Oreochromis aureus is the source of this 4198-nucleotide messenger RNA. RefSeq names its product XK-related protein 6 (gene xkr6a). Gene Ontology annotation, cellular component: plasma membrane. The transcript has 4 exons. Bases 331 to 2037 code for a protein of 568 amino acids. Gene Ontology annotation, biological process: apoptotic process involved in development; engulfment of apoptotic cell; phosphatidylserine exposure on apoptotic cell surface. The record is from RefSeq and is a predicted model, not a curated record. Lineage: Eukaryota; Metazoa; Chordata; Actinopteri; Cichliformes; Cichlidae.
UCAUUGCCCUAGAUGACCGCGCGCGCAGGACGGGGAGGAUGCGGGGCUGCCGGACUAGAACGGUAACAGAUUCCGCUGCUGCUGCUGACCGCGAGCCCCCGGCGGGUGUGUGUCGGCCGGUAGAGAAAGAAGAGGAGCCGCCGUCGCGCGGCCGCCGGCUCUGAUGGCUCCUCGCGCCCAGGGCGGGAAAGAGUCACAGCAGUCGCCGCGGAGCGAGAGGGUAGGGGACAGCAGGUAUCUGGGAAGUGACGUGGUGUCCGCGCCCCACAAGAAAGCAAAACGGUGCGUUUGUCGUGCGUCUCGCAGGAGGGCAGGAGCGGGAAGGCGAACAUGGCCGCACAGUCCGACGGCGGCAAAGCCGGGGUCGGGUGCGGCGGCGGGGGUUUCGCCCAGCUCUAUGAUGUUGACGCCGAGGAGCCUCUGGACUCCGCGGCGAUCCACAUCUGUCAGUGCUGCCGCUCUUCCGCUUGCUACUGGGGCUGCCGCUCAGCUUGCCUCGGCUCUCUGCUCGGCGGGGGUCCGCCUGCCGGAGGGGUCGGCAUCCGGGAGACUCACUGCCCGCCCCGGGAGCAGCUGUGGCUGGACUGCCUCUGGAUCAUCCUUGCCCUCCUUGUCUUCUUCUGGGACGUCGGCACGGACCUGUGCCUGGCGGUGGACUACUACCAGAGGCAGGACUACCUCUGGUUCGGCCUCACUCUUUUCUUCGUACUGGUGCCCUCGGUACUGGUCCAGAUUCUGAGUUUCCGAUGGUUCGUGCAGGACUACACCGGCGGGGGCCUCGGGGAGGUCGAGGGGCUGACCAAGCGGGGCACGGUGGUUCUGGGGUGCCUGUAUCCUGGCAGGGACCGCCUGCAGCUGGCCACUAUCUGGCUGUGGCAGGCCACCAUACACAUCCUCCAGCUGGGACAAGUGUGGAGGUACAUCAGGACGCUGUACCUAGGCGUCAUGUCGCGUCGGCAGAAGGAGCACCAGCGGCGCUGGUACUGGGCCAUGAUGUUCGAGUACGCUGACGUCAACAUGUUGCGUUUGCUGGAAACGUUUCUGGAGUCGGCGCCUCAGUUGGUCCUGCAGCUCUGCAUCAUGAUCCAGGAGAACCGAGCCGAGACGCUACAGUGCAUCUCCUCCCUAGCCUCCCUCCUGUCUCUCGCCUGGGUUCUGGCCUCCUACCACAAACUGCUCCGAGACUCUCGUGACGACCAGCGCAGCAUGAGUUACCGCGGGGCGCUGCUGCACCUCUUCUGGCGCCUCUUCACCAUCUCCUCCCGCGUCCUCUCGCUCGCUCUCUUUGCCUCCCUCUUCCACAUCUACUUCGGCAUCUUCGUGGUGAUCCACUGGUGCGCCAUGGCCUUCUGGGUAGUGCACGGAGGCACUGACUUCUGCAUGUCCAAGUGGGAGGAGGUGCUCUUCAACAUGGUGGUUGGCAUUGUCUACAUCUUCUGCUGGUUCAACGUGAAAGAGGGUCGGACGCGAUACAGGAUGGUGGCGUACUACACCGUGGUGCUGGCUGAGAACAGCAUCCUGACGGGCCUGUGGUAUGCCUACAGAGAUCCAGUGCUGACCGACUCCUAUGCUGUCCCGGCACUGUGCAGCGUCUACCUGACAUUCGCAGGGGGCGUCCUGGUCAUGCUGCUGUACUACGGUUUCCUCCAUCCUGCCACUGCCCACCUCCAGCCAAGUCCCGCCUCAUCCUGCUGUGCCCAGCUGCUCUGGGGUCUCCCUCUCCCCCCAUCAGCCCCACCCACAGCCCCUCCCACACCAGCCCACAUGGCCAAGUCACAGACGGAAGAGGAUGUGGCCGAGACGUGUCUUCCCGUCUUCCAGGUGAGGUCUGCGCCCCCCACCUCCAAGCCCGAGGGCCCGCUUAUAAAGAUCGACAUGCCCAGGAAGCGUUACCCAGCAUGGGAUGCCCACUAUGUAGACAGGCGCCUGCGGAGAACUAUAAACAUCCUGCAGUACAUAACGCCAGCCGCUGUGGGCAUCCGCUAUCGUGAUGGACCCCUCCUGUAUGAACUGUUGCAGUAUGAGUCCUCACUCUGACAAACACACAAAUCAGCACACACACACACACACGUACAGACAAGUACACAUAAGCACAUAUGCACCAUAAAAAAACAUGUAUGUAUAUGUGGAUGUUCAGAUUUAGAGAAGAUUUAGAAACACAUUCAUGCACAGAAAGUCACUGAAUAUAAGCACAUACACACACAGAAGCAAUCUGUCACACUUACAUGUGUGCGCACACACGCGAUCACACUUACAUUCCUUGCGGGCACCUGCGACCUGUGAGCCCAUGGCCAUGACUCAACAAGCUGCUUCGGCGCGAGUCCGUCUCCUCCUCUCUUAAACCUUUUGUCACUCUAUUUAACUCCUCUAAUCGUCCCUCACUUGGUCUCAUUUCUUUAAUUUUACAUGUGCGCGCUCCGCUGCAAAGAAGAAAAAAAAAAGUAAAAAUAUGAAAAAUAAGCAUAGUUUUACGAUGGAGUCCUUGACCACCGCAAGCCAUUUAUGUUGCACGCGUUCACGGGUUUAAGUAGAAUAAAAAGAUGUGACACAAUGACCGUCACUUUUAAUAAAAGGAGUUGUAACAUGUCGUUAUUAGUCUGGUCAAAAGAUAGUGUAUAUAUUUUCUAUGUACAGAGAGGAUGUUUUUUAAUCUGUUGUUAUGUUGUUGUUGGACAAAGCUGUUGGACACAUCAGUUUCUCGACAUCACUGACAAGGUUAACGGGGAGAGUGAUCGAGCAUGAUGGAAAAGAUGGAGACAAAGUGGCAGUAAUGGCAUCCAAUGUACACUCAAACAACAAUUUUUACAUUUGCGGCCUCAAUUUUUAAAAAUCUAAAAUUUUAGCUACAGUUUCUUAAAAGGACAGUUUUUGUUUAGUAGAUUUACUUGUCUUGUCAAAGGCAGAGUAAAUCACUACAUCCCUGACAUUAGCACUAGAGCUCAGGCCAAGAGUCGAUUAGCUUAGCUUAGCUUAAAAAAACUGAAAACAGGUGGAAACAGCUAGCCUGGAUGUUUUCUCCUAAAGUAUGUAGUAGCUAGCAUCUUGUCUUAUUUAAAUUAUACAAAAAGAUAAAUGUGAAAAAUAGUUUUUUGUGGGUUCAGAAAGUAGCCAAACCAUCUACCACUAAGAAUAAUUGCACAUUUACUUGCUCCUAAGAUAGUAAAAGAGUAACUCUUCACAUUUUGGAGUUCAUGUGCUUGUAAGUCAAAAUAUUGAAACAAACUAAUGCUAUAAAAAUUAUCAUUCUUAUUGAUCAGGGCUUGUAAAAGAAAUGUGAUAGUUGAUACCUGACCUAUCAGGGUAAUCAGGGGAGUAAGUUUUCCAGCUAAUCUGGGUUACUUUGUGUAGCGUAAUGGUAGAUGCUAUGUUAUAAAUUGAAACUUAUCUAAAUAAAUAAAAGCAUGUAUAUGAAUUUGUAGCAAACUUUAUUUCUAUCAACAAAAUAGUUACUUUUCUCUGCUUGUUUCUGCCUACACGAUGUCAACAACUCAGCAAGUCCUGCCACAAAAUCUGACUCGAGAUCUUGAAAGCUACAGGUUUCUACCUGUUUUUGGUUGUUAUGCUAACCCUAGGCACUUAGCAGUUCUUUGGGCUUGCAGAAACUCAUAUUUAAUGGAGAGAUAAAGAACUAGUACAACUUUUCUCAUGUAACUCAAAGGCCAAUUGAGCAUAGAACAAAGAAAGCCCAACUAUUUCCUUAAGAUAGACUUGAAAAAAUUAUGUUGAGGGCAGUUAGCAACAUGUUAGCUGUAAUGUGGAAAAAUGAAAAACAGUCGCGUCUUAAAGCAUAGUUCAAUAACACUAAAAUAAUUUCUUGCUGAACAUUUGGAAAAGUAAAUUUUUUUUAAAAAUUAUGGUGAUUUCAGUGUCUUUAACCGUUUUCAAAGUAAACCAAACUACAACACCUAAACAGGACUAGCUAGCUAGCUUUUUCGUUAGAUGUUAGCUAAAUGCGGUUUCAGAUUUCAUGAUUAUAUAAGCCAUGCAUUAAAGCUCUCAGCUAUUUGAAAAUUCUGAAACAAACUGAAGACUCUUUAAUAAUUGACUUCCAUGUUAGUGGAACAAGAUUCAUAAGGAAUGUUUCUGCCUUAAAUCUGUGCCAUAGGUACAUCUUGACUGCAAACUCAUUUGAAGCCCUACGCUAUAUUCAUGCAUGCACCUCCCUCAGUAUGUAACUACAUGUGGCGUCAGUGCAGCU